Molecule: messenger RNA, 1749 nt
Organism: Lasiodiplodia theobromae
Lineage: Eukaryota; Fungi; Ascomycota; Dothideomycetes; Botryosphaeriales; Botryosphaeriaceae
Product: Cytochrome p450
Exons: 3
Coding region: 1-1749 (582 amino acids)
Molecular function (GO): oxidoreductase activity, acting on paired donors, with incorporation or reduction of molecular oxygen; heme binding; iron ion binding
Source: RefSeq, a predicted model, not a curated record
AUGCUCGCAGCCCUCAUCGCGAGCGUCAUCCCGCUCUACCUGGCCUGGUCCGCGCUGUCGCUCUACAACAAUGUCCGCCUCGCGAAAGCGUCGGGCUUGCGGGUGCACGUCAGCCCGAUCAGCACGCGCAACCCACUGUGGAUGCUGUUCCAGCCCGCGCUCGUUGCCAUCCUGGAGCGGCUGGGCGUCGACACGGACGAGUGGCUCAAGCUGACCAAGCGCAGCUGGAACUUCCACGACCGCUACCGCAUGCACCAGCGCUACGGCAAGGUCUUCGCCCACGCCACGCCGUCUGAUAUCGAGGUGUUCGUGGCCGAUGCGGCGGCGAGCGACGAGCUGCUGGCGCGGAAGAGGGAUUUCCUCAAGCCCAUGCACAUGGUCCAAAUAAUCGACGUUUACGGCCCUAGCGUCGCGUCGACGGACGGCGCGGAUUGGUCGCGCCACCGCCGCAUCACGGCCACGCCCUUCAACGAGCGCAACAAUCGCAUCGUCUGGGGAGAGUCCCUCCGGCAGACGGCGCAGCUGCUGGCCUACUUUGAGCGCGGCGUCGGCACCGACGAUGGAUCCACUGGCAUGCUGGCUGAGGACUCGAUGACGCUGACGCUGAACAUCCUGACUGCCGCCGGAUUGGGCUUCUCGUGUGACUUCCGCGGAGCCGAGAAGAAGGUAAAGAAGGAUGUAUCAGAAGAUGAGGAAAAAGCUGAACGAGAUGCCGUCUCACCUGGCUACCGCGACUGCCUGGCGGCGGUGCUCGAGGACUUUCUUCCCAUGGGACUACUUCCAAAAAUGGUCUGGUCCCUCCCUCAGUGGCUGAUGCCGAAGGUGCUGCAAGAGUACGAUCUGCACAAGCAGACGCUGAAGCGCUUCAUGGUCGAGAUGGUCGAGAAGACGCGGUACGAGGGCUCCGAGCAUGCGAACUUGCUCAGCGUCCUGGUGCAGAAGAACGAAGAGGCCCGCCAACAAAAAGAGGCUUUAUCCGGUAGCACCAAGGGCCUUUCGGACGACGAGCUGUACGGCAACGUCUUCAUCUACAGCUUCGCCGGCCACGAGACGACCGCCCACGCCGUCUGCUACGCCAUGUACCUGCUGGCCGCGUACCCGGAGGUGCAGGACUGGGUUGCUGAGGAGGCGCAAUCCGUGCUCGGCACCGCUGAGCUUGAGCAUCUGUCUUACGAUGAGAUAUUCCCCCGGCUGAAGCGCGCCCUCGGCGUCAUGUACGAAACCCUCCGCCUCUACCCCCCGGUCCUCUCCAUCCCCAAAACCACCGGCCCCACCCCACAGCUCCUCACCGUCCCUUCUGCCAACAACCUCACCGCCACCAUCCCCGCCCACGCCUGCGUCUUCCCCAACGUCGUCGCCCUGCAAUCCGACCCGGACUACUGGGGCCCCGAUUCGCUCCUGUGGAAUCCUGCGCGCUGGAUCGAGAAGAAGCGCAAUAGCGACCACGAGCAGCAAGGAGAAGAGGAAGACGAGGAGUCAGUCAAGCCACCCCCCGUCAAGGGCAGCUUCAUCCCCUGGGCCGACGGCCCGCGCGUGUGCCCGGGCAAGAAGUUCUCGCAGGUCGAGUUCGUGGCCGUCGUCGCCGCCGUGCUGCGCGCGCACCGCGUCGAGGUGGUGCCGCAGCCGGGGGGAGAGAGUUGCGAGGAGGCGAGGAAGCGGAUUCUCGAGGUGGUGGAGGAUACGUCGUACGGGGCGACGCUGUUUAUGAGGAAUCCGGAGAAGGUUAGGGUGAGGAUUGUGAGGAGGUGA